This is a messenger RNA of Trifolium pratense (red clover), 2740 nucleotides long. Its product is annotated as chaperonin 60 subunit alpha 2, chloroplastic. Gene Ontology annotation, molecular function: ATP binding; ATP-dependent protein folding chaperone. Gene Ontology annotation, biological process: protein refolding. The record is from RefSeq and is a predicted model, not a curated record. The transcript is spliced from 10 exons. The coding region runs from base 150 to 1889 and encodes 579 amino acids. NCBI's taxonomy places the organism in Eukaryota, Viridiplantae, Streptophyta, Magnoliopsida, Fabales, Fabaceae.
UAGAACGAGGAUAGUUUGGUAAUUUUGCAGAGCAUUCCCCAAAGCAAAAGUAAGUCUCUUCGAACACCACAUUCCACAAAUAUCAGGAGCCGCGGCCAUUGUGAAUAUUUUGCGGGAAAGGAUUGGCGGUAUCCAUUUUGAGUCGAGAGAUGAAUACGCUUCAAAACUAUCUCUCCUUACCCUUCUUCCCUUCCAUUUCUUCUUCAUUUUCAUCUUUUCGUCGGAACCAAAUUGUUCGGAGAAACCCACAAUUCGUGGUGCGAGCAAGCGCUAAGAGGAUAUCAUUCGGUAAAGAGUGCAGAGAAACUUUACAAGCUGGAAUUGAUAAACUCGCUGAUGCCGUUUCUCUUACCGUAGGACCUAAAGGACGGAAUGUUAUUCUUUCUGAUGAUGGAAAGCUUAAAGUAAUUAAUGACGGUGUUACAAUUGCUCGAUCCAUAGAGCUUUCUGAUGCAAUUGAGAAUGCAGGUGCCAUGCUAAUUCAAGAGGUUGCAAGUAAAAUGAAUGAUUUGGCUGGUGAUGGUACCAGCACUGCAAUUAUUUUGGCUCGUGCCAUGAUUAAAUCUGGACUAUUAGCAGUUGCAUUUGGGGCCAAUCCUAUUGCUUUGAAGAAAGGGAUGGAAAAGACUGUAAAAGAAUUGGUGAAAUUCUUGAAGAAGAGAAGUAUUCCUGUUGAAGGAAGGGACCAUAUCAAAGCUGUUGCCACGAUUUCUGCUGGAAAUGAUGAGUAUGUUGGUAAUUUGAUUGCUGAAGCUAUAGAGAAGAUUGGAUAUGAUGGGGUAAUUACCAUUGAGUCAUCCUCAUCAUCUGAAACCUCUGUGGUAAUUGAAGAAGGAAUGAAGAUUGAUAGGGGUUACAUGUCACCUCACUUCAUCACCAACCAGGCAAAAUCCAUUGUGGAAUUUGACAAUGCUAAAGUUUUGGUAACUGAUCAAAAGAUUUCAAGUGUCAAAGAAAUAGUUCCUUUGCUGGAAAAGGCUAUGCAGUUGAGUGCCCCGCUCUUAAUUAUUGCUGAGGAGGUCUCGGCACAAGUAUUGGAAACAUUAAUAGUGAACAAAAUGCAAGGAUUACUACGAGUUGCAGCUGUAAAAUGUCCAGGAUUUGGAGAUGCAAAGAAAGCCUUCUUACAAGAUAUUGCGCUCAUGACGGGUGCGGAUUUUCUUUGUGGAGAUUUGGGUCUCACACUUGAAGGUACAACAUCAGACCAGCUUGGUACUGCAAUGAAAGUGACAAUGACCAGUAAUUCAACAACUAUAUUUGCUGAUCCAAGUACUAAGGCUGAAAUUCAGGCUAGAAUUUUACAGAUUAAGAAGGGCCUUAUUGAAACAGACAAUGCAAACCAUUCGAGAAACCUCUCAGAGAGAAUUGCAAAACUCACUGCUGGUAUAGCUGUUAUAAAGGUAGGUGCACACACUGAGCUAGAACUUGAGGAUAGGAAACUGAGGAUUGAGGAUGCCAAGAAUGCUACUUUUGCUGCCAUAAAUGAGGGACUGGUUCCUGGCGGGGGUGCCACAUAUGUCCACCUUUUGGACUUGAUACCUUCCAUAAAGAACUCCAUGGAAGAUCUAGAUGAGCAAAUUGGUGCUGAUAUUGUGGCGAAGGCACUUAUUGAACCUGCUAAAUCAAUUGCAACUAAUGCUGGAGUUGAUGGAGAUAUUGUUGUUGAAAAGACUAGAACAUUUGACUGGAGAACCGGAUACAAUGCCAUGACUGGCACAUAUGAAGAUCUUUUGAAUGCUGGAGUAGCAGAUCCUAGUCGAGUUGCGAGAUGUGCUCUUCAAAGUGCAGUCUCCAUUGCUGGUGUGGUUCUAACUACUCAAGCUAUAAUGGUUGAAAAAGUAAGAAAACCCAAGCCAAUUGUACCUCUGGUCCCUGGUAUAUCUCCCUAAAAUAGAGAAAACAAUUACAGUUUUGAAAAACAGAGUUGGUCUUCUUCACUGAUGAAUUGAUUGAGUCAGCUUGUGAAUGUCCCUUGGCUUGAUUAGUACUUGGGAAGCAACAAGAAUGCUAUUAUGAAUGGAGAAGUUAGGGGUUCUGCUUCUUACUCUUAAUGAAGUGAUAGGAACAAUUAUACAACUGGUGAAGUUCAAAGAAUAGUGUUACGUUUCUUUCUUCAUUUUAUCGAUUCAUUUUACAGAUGAUAGUUUUGUUCCAUACAAGAUAGAACCUGUAUCUGAUAUUGUCAAAAGAUUGUAAAUAAUAAACUCCAUUUUGGAUGUUUGAAGUGUGCCUGUGUCAUGGGAUUUGAUCUUUUAUAUCCCUGCCUGGAAAUUCGGACACUAAUAUCUUGACUCUCAAGGUACUGAGAUCUAUUUAAGGAUCUAACAUCUCCCAAUAGAUGCUAUUCUAAACACCAGCCUAUGCUAUUCCUUGUGGUCAUGAGAUCUGCUUAUACAGGUACACUUGCAACAGGAUUACUUUUAGAAUAGGCUCUCCUACUACGCUGACUUGUGUCUUCAUUGAAUCAGUGUGUAGUUACCAAGAGUAAUAUUAUUCCAGAUUAUACAAACUGUAAUGUCUGGAAGAGUAAUUGAGUAUCAAAUGUCAAAAUAAGCUUAAGCCAAGUCAAAAAUUGCUUUAUGGAAAAACUUUUCAAACAUUCUGGUGUGUUGUCUUGUGUAGGUUGUAUGUGCUAUGUGGACUGUGGUUAUGCUAUUUUGUGGAAGUUGAGAUGUCUUUCUCCCUUAUUAUGUAGUACAAAGUAGGAAAUGAUUAGCCAAUGGAACUCCCUUGACUUAAA